This is a messenger RNA of Cylicostephanus goldi, 618 nucleotides long. The record is from the annotation of a GenBank genome assembly. NCBI's taxonomy places the organism in Eukaryota, Metazoa, Nematoda, Chromadorea, Rhabditida, Strongylidae.
AUGCUCGGAGCUAACACAUCUGGCCUUGUAGCUAGGCACUCUUCUCACAGUUCACCGGAACUUCCGCAGGACAAGCAAAAUAUGCAGUGGUUACGCGGGAUUUUGUUCUAUUACAAAAGUGAAACGUUAAGCUGCCUCUCCAUAAGUACCGAAGUUGGUCUGUCUACCGUCAAAGGUGCAUUUACUCCCGAAGUAAUACAAGAAAUGGCUAAAAAUAAUCCUCGCCCAAUUAUCUUUGCCCUUUCAAAUCCGACAGCCAAAGCUGAAUGCACGGCUGAGGAUGCAUACAAAUACACAAAUGGUCAAGUGCUUUUCGCAUCAGGAUCUCCAUUCGAUAAUGUUGAGAUGUUUGGUAAAUUAUUUAAACCUGGUCAGGGUAACAACGCCUACAUCUUCCCGGGAGUAGCCUUGGGAGCCAUACUCUUCAAAGCUAAGCGUAUCCCCAAUCAUGUGUUCCUGAUUGCGGCUAGGCGAUGUGCUGCUUCUGUGACCGAGAAGUCCUUGAACGUCUACUCAAGGUUGUAUCCUAGGCUGAAGAAUGCUCGAGAUCUUUCCGCUGAUAUUGCUUUGGAUGUGAGUUUUACAAUCCCUUUAUUUUUUGUACUCGCAAAAAAAUGA